Messenger RNA from Harpegnathos saltator (Jerdon's jumping ant), 4215 nucleotides. RefSeq names its product PR domain zinc finger protein 10. Gene Ontology annotation, biological process: regulation of transcription by RNA polymerase II. The record is from RefSeq and is a predicted model, not a curated record. The coding region runs from base 543 to 3590 and encodes 1015 amino acids. Gene Ontology annotation, molecular function: protein binding; RNA polymerase II cis-regulatory region sequence-specific DNA binding; DNA-binding transcription factor activity. NCBI's taxonomy places the organism in Eukaryota, Metazoa, Arthropoda, Insecta, Hymenoptera, Formicidae. The transcript is spliced from 11 exons.
UAGCGCAAGAUUACCGCAUUCUAAAAUUUAUUAGAUUUCAAGUGAAAUGCGACGAACAGACAAUUAAGAAGCAAUCGUUUAAAGUUUAUCAAAGAUACUCCAGAUUGAAUUAUUAUUUAAAUUGUCGGACGUUCGAAGUUCGAGUUUCAAAGUUUCCCGCCACUUCAACGGUGCUCAACCGCAAUGCGAAGCUGACAUCGUCAGAUGUUGACGGGCCAGUGCCGCUGCAGCGGAUGCAUUAGAGAAUGAGAAGUGCAUCGACUUCGAAACCUAUAUGCUGAGGCUCUGGUAAGUCUUCUGUCGUUGAAAAUACGGACUCUCGCUUGACAAACACCUGUUUCUGCUCGCGCGUCCGCGAUGUCAUCGGCUGUUCGCGUCGAUCUCGCAACACCGAGGGUCGCACGUUGCGGAUAGAAGGAAAGAGAGGGACCUGGUCCCCCCUGCAGCCUGUCAAUCUUUCAUCACACAGAACCUUCGAAUGCGACUCUCUGGCAGGUGUAAACGACGAGAUAUCACACUUUUGGUGCGCUGCAAGACAUAAGAUGGAUCCAAGGGGCCCUCCUGAGGGGGCCCCUGGCCAUUCCUUCGAGAUAGCGACAUCCUUGAAUAUCGACAAGGGAGCUGACAUUUCGGUCAACUGGCCUACUGAUCAUGCUUUUGCUUCGUCUUUGUACGAACAACCGAAAAAAUCGAACAACAAACUCUUGUUCUUGACUGUGGAGUAUGUGGAGGACCAACCGCGAGAUUAUUCCCGGUUAUUUCCCACGUAUGAGCAGAUCUUUUCUCCGCGUGCAGCUUCUCCUCUGUCCGAAUUUGAGCAUCGUGUCAGUCCAUUCGACCCGAAUAUGAGUUCUGCUGCCAGAUACUCUCCUACGCCUGUCCAACUGCCUUCUUCUCCUUUUCACAAUUCUGUCGUUGUACUUCAGGGCCCAUCUUCCCCCUUGAUAUCCCAGCCAGAGUCAAAUAUAAGGACGAGUAUCAAUUAUGUGACUCAGCUAGCUCAUCCGAUCGAUGCUCAAGCUGUUACUCAGACAGAUGCUUCUGCAGAUUUUGUUGGUAACGGGAAUGAAGAAGGGCUCGUAUCUGGUGUCAAUAGUGAAUUAAUUCUAAUGCAGGAAAAUGCACCCGAGUUGGAGUCUUCAACAACUCCCUUGAUGUUAACAGGAAUAGCAGGCACAGACUUUGCUCUCACCAGAGACUUUCUGGUGAUGCAAGAUGAUCAAAUAAAUGUUAUCAACACGUUUAAGAAUCAAAACAUAGAUAUAGAGGACAAUCAAUCAGAAGGUGUUGCAAUGUGUAAUACUUUGCCACCUGUCACAGAAGACUACAAAGUAAAUAAAGACAGCAAUAAUGAAUCUGUGCCAGAAUGUGACAAGGAGAUUCAACAGAUUACCGAGGAGGCGUCACCUGAAAAGAAGAAGAAAACAGUUGAGAAGAAAGAAGUAAGGAGAUCCAAACGACAUAUAACAGACAAAAAAGACUUUUGGUGCGACGACUACGACGAUAAUUGCACCAAAGAUGACACUUGUAACUUGCACGAUGUGUGCACCAUCGCGGAUCAACCGGUACCAUCGCGUGCUGUAGCAACACUGCCAGGAUCAUAUCUAUCGUUAAACAAACUUUCUACUACACAUGCUACAGCAGAUGAGGUGACUUACGGAGUGUUUGCGAAACGUGACAUCCGAAAACGCACGCAAUUUGGACCCAUAGAGGGCGUAUUGUGCCCUUAUGACGGCUCAUCCUUCGAAAAUGCUUUGCCACUGCUCUACGAAACUGAUAAUGGCGAAUUUAUGAAAGUAGACGUAUCCAACGAAAACACCUCAAAUUGGAUGCGUUUCGUGCGACCUGCACAGACGUAUGAGGAACAGAACUUAAUAAUCUGUCAGCGAAAAGACGGAAUAGUAUUUCUUACCAACAAAAACAUUUCGCCAAAGGAAGAGCUAAAGGCAGGUCCUAGUCUUGAUUACGCGAUUCGCAGAAGUCUAUUCACACUCCAACCAGACACAAAAGACGAAAAAGAAAUUCCUAAUCAAGUAUCGGCGUGGCCGCGCUUGGAUAGUAAUUCUUACAAUCGUCGCAUAAAAGUGUUCCGUGGCAGGAACAUCAAAGAGAAAGAGAACUCGCAGCAGAACAAGUGCAAGGAGUGGAAAUGUUCCUCUUGCAGUAUGAUCUUCAGAAAGUCGUCUCUGCUUAACUUGCACGCACUCGUCCAUAUCUCCAAUGAGAUCAAAAUUGAGAAUCAAAAGUCCACGUGUCCGCAGUGCGGAUUAGAAUUCCAAAAACAAAGCGAACUGGCGCAUCACGUAUCCCAACAUGGGCGAUCAACGCCACCUAAGGCGAAACGAUUAACUCCCCUAAGUACAUACAAGUGUUCAAUGUGUUACAAACGUUUUGCUACGAAGAUACGAUUACAACAGCACUGUUUGGCGCAUGGUGCUGAGGACCAAAAACCACUGCCAUGCAAUAUCUGCUUGAAACGAUUUAUGAAUAACUCGGCGUUGUCCGGUCAUCUGAAAACGCAUAAAGAAAACAAACAAGCCUUCGAGUGCCCAAUGUGCAGGCAGCUGUUUCGCCAAGGCACAAUGCUGAAGGAUCAUGUUGAAACACAUAGGAAUCAAGACGGUAUAUUCAGCUGUCCUCACUGCCAGCGAACGUUUAUUAAGUACUCGGUUAUUCGCAAACAUAUUCGGGCACAUCACUGCGAGAGGAAGCACAAGUGCCAGUAUUGCGCGAAACGUUUCCCAACGGUCGACAAAUUGCGAAUGCACCUGCUGAAACAUUCCGAUCACAGAGAGUUUCAUUGUGCGAACUGCGGCAAGCGGUUCAAGAGGAAGGAUAAAUUGAAGGAACACAUGACUAAGAUACACAACUCGCAAACGGCUAGCGAGGAACAAAUGGCGCAGAGCCAGACGAAGAAAUUCGUGCCAAAGGUAAAUCCAAACGAUUACAAUCGCUUCAUUUACAAAUGCCAUCAAUGCCUGGUGGGUUUCAAACGAAGGGGCAUGCUCGUGAAUCACCUGGCGAAACGGCAUCCCGACGUCGCUCCGGAGUCUGUGCCAGAAUUGAAUUUACCUAUUAUGCGGCAAACCAGAGACUACUACUGCCAAUAUUGCGAUAAGGUUUAUAAGAGUAGCAGCAAACGUAAGGCGCACAUUAUGAAAAAUCACCCAGGCGCGGCUUUACCGCCCAGUAACUGGCAAAAGGAGUCGGAGUUCUUAGGACUACCGAAUCCAAGCUUCAGCCAAACGGUGGGCAGCAUCACUACCACUCCUCAGGGUUGCCAAUGGUGUCACAAACAGUAUGCCAGCAAAGCGAAGCUACUGCAGCACCAGCGCAAGAAGCAUGCGCACCUAAUGGAGCCGGCUGAUCAAGUACCGCGGCCGCGAAACCGACCGCCGCAGAAUCAGAAUCAACCGCCCGCGCUGGACGUCAACAACUUCGUAAUAUCCGACUAUUUACAAGAGUGCGACAUGAACGGGGAUUUUCUCAAGCAGAAAAUAAUCAAAAUCACGAGCGACGUUGAUCUGAUAAACAACGGCACGGACGCUGGAGUCGGUCAGCAGUUUGUGCGUAUGCGCGACAUACGCUGAAGAGAGGCGCGGCGUCCCCGCCAGCGGGGAUGAGCGUCGACAAUUUAUCGAGAUAUGAAUCUCGCGAUCUUUGUACGCAGCUCAGACUAACUGCGAAUUUUUUGGCUGCCGUCACCAAAUCGGGACGACGCCGCCUGGAGAAGCGACGGCGGCGGAGCGUCUCGCUUGGGAAUAUUUGGGACACGGCUUUGUGUCGGCGCCAGUGCGAAACACUCGGCGCUGCUUUGUUGGUUGUACGUUGGCCGGUCGGCACAAGCGACGGUUACCGAUGAUAAAAUAGUGACUUGUUGACAGAUUUGUUGAGAAGAAAAAAAAACGGGAAGCACGCAGCUUUAAGAAAAUUGCUUUGACCGAGCCUCGAAACGGAGAGGCAAAAAUAGACAAGACAAAGAAAAAGAGACAGCGCCUAAACAAGUCGGCUGGAUGAGAUUCAGCGAGGCUCGAGGAAAUCUACUUGCGACGGAGAGUACAUUGUAAUCUCGUAUUGUUGAGGUCUUUCCUUGAAGUAUUAAUCCUUCGAGUGCGGAGCAGCGCGACAAGCUGGAGCGCUCUGCGUAGCUGGAGCUCAGGGAGAUUUUCAAACGUUUCGUCUGAUAACCGGUGUGAUAUCAAAUAGAACAGAAGU